This is a messenger RNA of Cotesia glomerata, 1110 nucleotides long. Its product is annotated as G/T mismatch-specific thymine DNA glycosylase-like. Gene Ontology annotation, cellular component: nucleus. Gene Ontology annotation, molecular function: mismatch base pair DNA N-glycosylase activity. Gene Ontology annotation, biological process: base-excision repair, AP site formation. The record is from RefSeq and is a predicted model, not a curated record. The transcript has 2 exons. Lineage: Eukaryota; Metazoa; Arthropoda; Insecta; Hymenoptera; Braconidae. The coding region runs from base 23 to 1039 and encodes 338 amino acids.
UUUCAGAUUUCACAAAUAUUUUAUGACCAAAUUCCUGAAUUUUAAAUUUUAUUUGAAUUUAUUGAUUAAAAAAAUCCAUAAAAUGUCAAAGAAGAAAAAUGGUCGUUUUGAUGGAACGUCAGAGGAAGAAAUAAUGAAGAAAUCAAAGACACUGUCAGAUUACCUGCAACCAGACUUAGAUGUCGUCUUCGUGGGCAUAAAUCCAAGUUUAACAGCCGCGUACAAAGGUCGUUAUUACGCUGGUCCUGGUAAUCAUUUUUAUAAACUUCUGCAUGCGUCUGAAUUGGUUCCUAAGUUUGUUAGCUUUGAAGAGGACAAUAAACUGCUGGAGUACAACAUUGGGCUGACGAACAUUGUUGACCGCGCUACGCGAUCUUCCGCUGAUUUAAAUGCCAAGGAAAUAAAGCUUGGGUGCGAUAUUGUUAAUGAAAAAUUGAAAAAGUUCAAGCCCAAGCUCGCUGUUUUUAAUGGAAAGUGCAUCUACCAGAUUUUUGCUCAGCAGUUUGGGAAAACUAAGUUCAACUUUGGUCUCCAGAAUGAAAAAAUUGGAGACACUGCUCUUUGGGUCGUACCUUCUAGUAGUGCCCGGUGUUCUAAUUAUCCGAGGAUGGAAGAUAAACUCUUCUUUUAUCAAGCUAUUAAGAAACAUGUUUUGUUCUUACGAGGGAAAAUUGAUGAUCUUAAUUUGAACGAGUUUUAUAACAUGGAUUUGAGUAGACCAGUCGUGAAAAAAGCUAAAUCGAAUUCUGAUUUUAGUAAAAAUAGUACGGAGACUAGUAAUGAGUAUCCUCAGUAUUUUGUAGCUGAAAUUCUUGAUGGUACGCAAAAUAAAAAUCAAAAUAAAUUUUCGGUGAAAAGUGAGGCCAAGUCUUCUUAUUUUGAGUCUUCUUGUGUUGAAAAAAAAGAUUUUGAGGAAGAAAUAACAAAUACUGGUGAUUUGAAAGAAGAAAUAAAAGAAGAAAUCAAGGAAGAGGAUUCUGAUUUAGAAUCUAAGAGUCAGAAGAAAAGUUUAAAGAGAAAUCGAGAUGAAAGUGACUGAAAAUUAUUUUUAAAAAAUCAACAGUUGAAAUUAAAAAAAAAAAAAUUUUUUUUUAAGUUAAAGAAUCCCUA